Schizosaccharomyces osmophilus is the source of this 2379-nucleotide messenger RNA. RefSeq names its product ATPase, involved in cytoplasmic translational initiation. The transcript has a single exon. The record is from RefSeq and is a predicted model, not a curated record. Bases 1 to 2379 code for a protein of 792 amino acids. Lineage: Eukaryota; Fungi; Ascomycota; Schizosaccharomycetes; Schizosaccharomycetales; Schizosaccharomycetaceae. Gene Ontology annotation, molecular function: ATP hydrolysis activity; ATP binding.
AUGGCUAGGGGAAGACGCGCAAAUCAACGCGAUGCCGAUUUGGAUUUAGAAAACAUCCAAGACGAGAUUGAAGAAGUUAAACCGGCUCCCAAGCCGAAGACGAAGAAGAACAAAAAGGCUACCAAGAAAUCCGAAGCUGUUCUUGAUGAAGAAUCUGACUCGAAAUCCAAUGGAAGCCAGAAUCAAGAAGAGGAGGAAGACGUUUCUCCUCCCAAGAAGUCUUCCGGUCAAAACAAAAAGCCAGUGAAUGCCUUUGCCGCAUUCGCUGACGAGCAGGAAGAUGAAGAAGAGUCCGAGUCAGAAGACUCUGGGGUUGAUGAAGAUCCCAAAAAGAAAAAGAAGAGUGGCAAGAAAGCAAGCCGUAAGAAUGCUUUCGACUCUUUAAACGAAGGCAUGGAUGAAAUGUCCUUAAAGGAUGAGGAGAAAGAAGAGUCUUCUACUUCCAAAAAGGAAAAGAAAAAAUCCAAGAAGUCUGAUGAACCUAAGAAGGAUCGCAAAACUCGCAAGAAAGAAGAGAAGGCUCAAAAGAUCGCUUCUCUUGUGGAAUCUAAGGAGGAAAAUGAUUCUGCCGGUAACGGACCUCUUAAUCAAAACCAAAAUUUGAAGGAUGGCUUGCUUUCUGGACGACUUAUUUUUGCUUAUGCUUCUGGACAGAAAGUUUCUGCUGACGGUUCUGAUCCAUCGGCCGGUAUCACCGUUACCGGUAAUUUACUCAGUCCUCCCAACAGCCGUGACUUACAAGUAGAAAAAUUAUCAGUAUCUGCGUAUGGUAAACAUCUUAUUAAGGACUCUGAACUUAGCUUAAUCAACGGUCGUCGAUAUGGUUUAAUCGCGCCGAACGGUACCGGUAAGUCUACUUUACUUCACGCAAUUGCAUGUGGACAAAUUCCUGCCCCACAAUCCUUAGACUUUUAUUUAUUGGAUCGUGAAUAUAUGGGUAAUUCACUUACCUGCGUUGAAGCAGUCUUAGACAUCAACGAGCAAGAGCGUAAACAUCUUGAAACUAUAAUGGAAGACCUACUUGAUGAUCCAGAUAAGAAUGCUGUUGAGUUGGAUACUAUUCAAACUCGUUUAACUGAACUUGAAACUGACAAUAGUGAGCAUCUCGUUUACAAGAUUCUUAAAGGUUUACAAUUUACUGAUGAAAUGAUCUCCAAGCGAACUGAAGAUCUCAGUGGUGGUUGGAGAAUGCGUAUCGCUUUGGCUCGUAUUCUGUUCAUUAAGCCUACUCUUAUGAUGCUUGACGAGCCUACAAAUCACCUUGACCUCGAAGCAGUUGCAUACUUGGAAGAAUACUUAACUCAUGAAAUGGAAGGUCAUACUGUGUUGAUUACCUGUCAUACCCAAGACACUUUAAAUGAGGUUUGUACCGAUAUCGUUCAUCUCCACCAUCACAAGCUUGAUUACUAUUCUGGUAAUUACGAUGUAUUUCUCAAGGUGCGUGGAGAGCGUGAUGCGCAAUUAGCUAAGAAGGCUCGUCAACAAGAAAAGGACAUGUCUAAAUUACAAAACAAACUUAACAUGACUGGAAGUGAUCAGCAAAAGAAAGCUAAGGCUAAAGUGAAGGCUAUGGAUAAACGUCUUGAAAAAGACAAACAAUCCGGCAAGGUUUUGGAUGAAGAAAUCAUUCAAGAGAAACAACUGGUUAUUCGCUUCCAGGAAUGUGGUGGUGGUAUACCAUCUCCUGCUGUAAAAUUCCAAGACGUUUCCUUUAACUAUCCUGAAGGCCCUACUAUCUUCUCAAACUUGAACUUUGGUUUAGAUUUGAAUUCUAGAGUCGCUUUGGUAGGCCCUAAUGGUGCUGGCAAGACUACAUUGAUUAGAUUGAUCCUUGAGAAGAUUCAACCUACGGUUGGAAGCGUUGUUCAUCAUCACGGCCUUCGCUUGGCUUUGUUCAAUCAACACAUGGGUGAUCAAUUGGAUAUGAGAUUAUCUGCAGUAGAUUGGCUACGUACUAAAUUCGGUAAUAAGCCAGAAGGUGAAAUGAGAAGAAUUAUUGGUCGUUACGGCCUUACUGGUAAAAGUCAAGUCAUCCCUAUGAGUCAGCUUUCUGAUGGACAACGUCGUCGUGUUCUUUUUGCUUUCCUCGGUAUGACUCAACCACACAUUUUACUUCUUGAUGAACCUACGAACGCUUUGGAUAUUGACACCAUUGAUGCUUUGGCUGAUGCUCUGAACAACUUCGAUGGUGGUGUUAUUUUCAUUACCCACGACUUCCGUCUCAUUGAUCAAGUUGCUGAAGAAAUUUGGGUCGUCAAGGAUAAUACUGUGAAAGAGUUUGAUGGUGAAAUCCGUGAUUACAAGAUGAUGCUUAAAGAGCAGAUUGCCAAGGAUAGAGAGAACGAAAAAGAAGUAGAAUUGGCUAAACAAAAAAAGUAA